Molecule: messenger RNA, 789 nt
Organism: Mucor velutinosus
Lineage: Eukaryota; Fungi; Mucoromycota; Mucoromycetes; Mucorales; Mucoraceae
Product: DNA-directed RNA polymerase III subunit RPC9
Exons: 2
Coding region: 1-789 (262 amino acids)
Biological process (GO): calcium-mediated signaling
Cellular component (GO): cytoplasm; nucleus
Molecular function (GO): calcium-dependent protein serine/threonine phosphatase regulator activity; nucleic acid binding
Source: RefSeq, a predicted model, not a curated record
AUGGACCAUUUUCGCAAAGCAGAGUCUAUAGCAACAAACACACUCUUGAUACCAGACGUGCCAGCAAACUUCUUUGACUGUGAUGAUGCUCUGCUAACACUCCAUGACGCAUUUGCAGAGUUUGGCCCGAUAUAUACGUUUGUCCCAAUGAAAGGAUUUCGAAGACUGAUGAUUAUAUUCCAAGAAACUGCGCAUGCCAUGAAAGCAAAGCAAGCAUUGGAUAGACACUCUAUCAUAUACAGAGAAAGAGAGCCUUUUCCCGAGAUUGUCACAUACGCCAAAGUAGAUGGCGAUACGGAACAAGUGUGGAAAGAUGCUGGAAACGUGGUAUUGAUGCUUCGAGUGUACUACGGACAGCAUUUCGCAAUCAAUGUAGAUCCAAAAUCUACCUCAUUACAAGUGCCACAAUUUCAACGCAAUUUGCUUAUCUCACCACCAGGUUCGCCAUUUGAUGGUUGGGAGCAGAUUGAAGAAGAUGCGCCAAAUCAAGCCGUGCUUGCAUCCGAUUUGAUGCACGCAGCCGAGAUCUCAGACUAUGAGCUUGACGAUGACGAGUUGGAAUUAGAGGCAAUUCACAAGGAAAAGAUGGAGAUCAAGAAACAACAAAAGGCUAUAUCCAUUGUGUGCUCUCGAGGAACAGAGCAACCAGAGCAUUUACCGUCGAUCACUGUGCAAGAUUGGGAUGGGCAUACACAGCUAGAAUUUGAUGGACCCAAGGAAGAGGGCAAAACAAGAAAGAAAACUGUAAACGACAUUGUGCCAACAGCAAUGCCACCACGAAGAAAUUAA